AAAGGAAAGGAUGUCUUAUUAUUCUGGACAGAGUGGAGGAGAUGCGAGACCUGUUUAGACUAAAUUAGCAGAUUUAGAUUUUGGUGUGCGUGUGUGACUCUGUGUGGGUGACCCAAUUCUAAAAUGGGCGGGUCUGGUUUCCGACCCGAACUAAUACGAAUAUUCUCUAUUCAAUGGUUGUCCACGUAUUUGCACGGAUCUCCAUAUCUAAGCUCUCCUCUCACUCUGAAGCUACUGUACCCCUCACCCCUCACCAAUCACCAAUCUAUAUAAUCCCCCCUACACUCUCCCACUAAACAAGAUCUGCAACAAGUUCCCCAACUCUCAACUUUAGCUUUCUCUUUUCAGCUUAUUGAUAAUAUUUUCAACCAGAGAGAAUGGCAUUGAGGAAACCUGGUGUGAUUGCUUUGUUUGAUGUUGAUGGCACUCUCACAGCUCCAAGAAAGGAGGCUACUCCCCAAAUGCUUACAUUUAUGCGUGAACUCAGAAAGGUCAUCACAGUCGGUGUUGUAGGGGGAUCUGACCUUAGCAAGAUAACAGAGCAACUUGGAAAGACAGUUAUUGAUGAUUAUGAUUAUGUUUUUUCUGAGAAUGGCCUCGUGGCUCACAAAGAUGGGAAGCUAAUGGGCACCCAGAGCUUGAAGUCAUAUCUUGGAGAAGACCAGCUAAAGGAAUUUAUCAAUUUUACUCUUCAUUAUAUUGCUGACCUGGAUAUCCCAAUAAAAAGAGGAACAUUUAUAGAGUUUCGAAGUGGGAUGAUCAAUGUCUCACCAAUCGGGAGAAACUGCAGCCAGGAAGAAAGGGAUGAAUUUGAAAGAUAUGACAAGGUUCAAAAUAUACGCCCAAAAAUGGUUUCAGUGCUAAGGGAGAAGUUUUCUCAUCUCAACCUGACAUUCUCCAUAGGUGGACAAAUUAGCUUUGAUGUCUUUCCCCAAGGUUGGGAUAAAACAUAUUGCUUGAAAUACCUUGACGACUUCGAAGAAAUCCAUUUCUUUGGUGACAAAACUUACAAGGGUGGAAACGACCAUGAAAUUUAUGAGUCAGAAAGAACUGUAGGUCACACAGUUACUAGCCCUGAAGAUACAGCUGAGCAGUGUAAAGCUCUAUUCCUAGCUUAACCAUGAGAUUGAGCUAAAGCUGUUGGUUCUUCAAAUACGUGCCAUUUGUGAUUUCCGUGAGAAUAAAUAUCAGGCAGAAAUCUAAAAUGUGUAAUUUUAUAUCAUUUUCUUGAAAAGGGACAAAAAUUGUGUUGAUUGAGAACUUGCCAUUGUAAUUCUUUUAGUAUCUUCAUAAUUAUUCUAAUGUAUCUGUUUUUAUCUUAUUGAAUAAAGCCAUUCUCAUUUUCAUUGCUUUUUAAA
Molecule: messenger RNA, 1358 nt
Organism: Cannabis sativa
Lineage: Eukaryota; Viridiplantae; Streptophyta; Magnoliopsida; Rosales; Cannabaceae
Product: phosphomannomutase
Exons: 12
Coding region: 378-1118 (246 amino acids)
Biological process (GO): GDP-mannose biosynthetic process; mannose metabolic process; protein N-linked glycosylation
Cellular component (GO): cytosol
Molecular function (GO): phosphomannomutase activity
Source: RefSeq, a predicted model, not a curated record